Molecule: messenger RNA, 1790 nt
Organism: Cajanus cajan (pigeon pea)
Lineage: Eukaryota; Viridiplantae; Streptophyta; Magnoliopsida; Fabales; Fabaceae
Product: cold-responsive protein kinase 1
Biological process (GO): protein phosphorylation
Molecular function (GO): protein kinase activity; ATP binding
Source: RefSeq, a predicted model, not a curated record
AUAUUGGCAAAUAUUAGGUGUACCAUGAAACACCGAGUGGUUGAAGCUGCCUUGGUCUUGGUCUUGUCCGAAAAGGAAAGAGAGAAGAUUCAAACCGAGUACGCGUCGGUUCAUGGCUUCAUGAUCAUUCAUGGACCCUUCCAUUAAUUCAUUAAUCCAACAAUAAAACCCCAUCAUCACGCUUUCUCCACUGAAUCUCCUCCACAACUUCUACAAACCCAUCUUUGUUUUCUGUCUUCACUUUCUUCCUCUGUCGUCUCAGGUGACCUUGGAAGCAAUUGAUACCAUUUGACGAUUGAAGCUACUAUUACUUCAUUCAGUUAUGACUUGUUUUCCUUUCUUAUUCAAUAAAUCAUCUUCUUCAGGAAGACAAGAUCCAGAAAUAGAUGAAGGCAUUCAUAAUGUUAGAAUCUACACCUACAAAGAACUCAGAAAUGCAACUGAAGAUUUUAGUCCAGUCAAUAAAAUUGGAGAGGGCGGUUUUGGUUCUGUCUACAAGGGACGGCUCAAAGAUGGAAAAGUUGCUGCAAUAAAAGUUCUUUCGGCUGAAUCAAGACAAGGGGUGAAGGAGUUCUUGACAGAGAUUAAUGUGAUCUCAGAGAUAGAGCAUGAAAAUUUGGUUAAGUUAUAUGGUUGUUGUGUGGAGAAAAAUAACAGAAUAUUAGUCUACAACUACCUUGAGAAUAACAGCCUAUCACAAACUCUUCUAGGUGGAGGUCACAGUAGUAUCUACUUUGAUUGGCGAACACGAUGUAAAAUAUGUGUUGGAGUUGCACGUGGGCUUGCCUUCCUUCAUGAAGAAGUACGGCCUCCUAUUGUUCAUAGGGAUAUAAAAGCAAGCAAUAUCCUCCUUGACAAAGAUCUUACACCCAAGAUUUCAGAUUUUGGUCUUGCGAAGCUUAUUCCAGCAAAUAUGACUCAUGUCAGCACGCGUGUUGCAGGAACAAUAGGGUAUUUAGCACCCGAGUAUGCAAUAGGGGGGAAGCUAACACGGAAAGCAGACAUCUACAGCUUCGGUGUCCUCCUUGUGGAGAUAGUAAGUGGAAGAUGCAACACAAAUUCACGGCUACCAAUAGAAGAACAAUUUCUUCUGGAGAGGACAUGGGAACUUUAUGAGCGAAAGGAAUUGGUCGGCCUGGUAGACAUGUCACUGAAUGGGGAAUUCGAUGCUGAGCAAGCUUGUAAGUUUCUGAAGAUUGGCCUUCUUUGCACGCAGGAAUCGCCAAAGCUCCGGCCAUCGAUGUCAUCUGUGGUCAAGAUGCUCACUGGAAAAAUGCAUGUUGAUGACAGUAAGAUAACAAAGCCUGCCUUAAUAUCUGACUUUAUGGACCUCAAAGUUGGGAAGAACCAAGAAAGUAGUAGUAUUGAUCCGAAGUAUUCAUCUAUAUACCAUACAUCCUCUUCAUCAGACAACCAUGACACUACCAUGUCAUCCCUCACAACUUCAACCUUGACUGCUAAAUAUGAUCAAAGCAUGUAAACAUCGAUGGGUAGUGAUAUGUCCUUUAACUUAAAAGGUAAUUUCAUUUGCUUAGAGGUGUAUUUAAUGCAAAUUUUGCAACCUAUUCAUAUUUUUUAGUGUUUUUUUAGAUGCCGCCCCCCAUGACUAGGAAGUUGCUAUUUGAUGUUUUGUAAAUAUGAGCCGGGCUUGUGUUCAAUGAUAAGUUUGAAGAUCUUUUCAUUUUCUAUGUAUCCUGAUUCUUGUCUCAUGAUUUGUCUUUCUCAAAUCUACUCUUGUAAACUAGCACAAAAAAAUAAAAAUAAAAAAUGUCAUUUUGUUUUAUAACUAA